CAUUUGAACAGUAGUCUUGAAAGAAAACAGUGUGAGGAGAGACUACAGAUCUUCAGUCCCGUUUUUGACCCAGAAAAGUAUUAUGUGUUUUAGGAUAUUUGCUCUCUCUUGUAGUGUAUCCAGACAAAUGUUUUAAAACUGACAAAGUACUUUUAACAAAUUAAGACUGGUAGGUGGGCAGCAGUCUGAACAAAAAAAACCCCAAACCACCAGGCACUAAAGGAACCACAAUAACGUGCUGCCGCAAAACAAACAAAGGCCAAAGGUCAGUGUCAUCAGUCUGCUCUGUAAAACUGAAAACCUAUUUGCGAAGACCGAGCUGCUAAUAAGACAGCUUAUGUCCGUGACGUUAAAGUCACAUGAUCAGGUCCUGGAAUCAUUUAUGAUUUAUUGCUGCCCCCUGGUGUCUUAAGUGCUGCUACUACGGUGCGCUGCAGUUGAGUCUACACCUGCUGGAAAAAAACAUAACUUUGCAAAUAACGUUUCGGUGCACCAUCAGCCUUAGAUAAGCUGACGUUCUUUGUUCCUACAUUCGAUGUAAGCAAGAAAGACACUAGUUUACCCUCACGAAUGGCAGCUAAACAGCUUAUCUCCCAAAGUAAACUCUACUUACUUCGUGCACUUAAACAUGCUAUAACAACGUUCACUGAUCCAUAUAUGUAUAAGGAAAUUAAUAUGUAUACACUGCACUUUUAGGUGGGGGGCGCAACUUUGCAGAGGAUAAAACGUAAAAUAUACGUAGAAUAUUAAAAUUUAAAUAAAAGUUAGUACUCUAAACAAACAAGAACAGAUAUACCAGAUGAAGGUAAGGGGGAAUUAAAGAAAAAGAAAAACGUAUCUUAUUAUGAAAUGUCCGGAAGUAGUGAACGAUCAGUGCGGAUGCCGAAACGGUUGGCAGCCAUCUUGUUCCGUCUAGGCCGUUUAACUGCUUUACCUAGAAGAUGCUGCAGGUGUCACUUAAAGCUCAUGAGUGCCACGGAAUGCAGUCAUUUAGGUAAAGAAUCGAUCGAAACAAACAAAUAAAUGGAACAAUAAACUAGAAGAGCAGCGAACAGCACGUGAAAGUAUGGACAGAGUGGAGCACUUUUUCUGGAGAACUGCCCUAACCUAAACACAGUAGGUCAGUCUCUGCUCCCUGCAGCUAAUUAUUACCAGAUAAUUGCAAAUGUAAACAUGACGUUACUGCCAACGCAAACGCAACGCACCACGGGAGUCCGCGGCACAUAAGGAGCGUAUGUCUCAGAAGUCACGAUGAGGCGACGCAUGGCAUGGACAGUCACAGCAAACCAGCCUUGGAAAUGAGGUAAAGCUGCCAACCACAGACCGGUUCAGUAGGAGGGUACAAAAACCACCAAACCCUGACAACAUACAGUAUGUCUUAGGACGAUAGUGGAUAACGCAGCACCUUUGUACUCAGAUGCCUCUGACAAGUAAAGGAUAAGUGGCUCAACAAAGUUCCUGUGUCCUUUCUGCAGAUGACGGCCUGCAGGUUCACCAGUGAUCUGUCCUGGAAAAUCUAUUUGGAGCAGAAGGAACUAGAGUGCUCCCAUAUCAAGCAAGGAAGUGUGCAUCAAGCUAGAGGAGGCUAAUGUCAUGGCUGUCAACAUGAAGAGUGAAGAAGACGACCUUAAGCUGUUGACGAUUAAGGAAGAGGUUAUGACUGAGCAGCACCAGUGGAGGAAGAGCGCGAUCAAGGAGGAGACUGGGCCCCCCAUCCUUAAAGAGGAGGAGGAAGUGUGCGUCAAACAUGAGGAGAAUAAUAUCAGUAUUGUUACUGUGAAGAUGGAAGAAGAUGAACAGAAACCUGAUUUCUUAGGUUUUCAUUACCAAACAGAGAACAGAGUAGACGUUGACAAAUCAGAUUCAGCCUGGAAGACAGUUCCAGAUGGACAUUUAGGACUUGGUCCUCAGGAUGAGGCAGAACAGUUGUCUGAAACUGAAGACAGUGAAGAUGAUUGGAACAUAACCAAUGAACCGCUGAAUUCAAAGAUGGGCACAAAUGAAACAGUCUUCAGUGGUAUGACAGGUAACACUGGUGUGGAACCGAGUUGUUCUGUAUUUCAGGCGGAAAUUAAUGACAACCUUCUUCUGCUGAGACAGGAGGAUACUCAUUCAGGAGAGAAACCAUUUGGUUGUUCUCAGUGUGGGAAAAGAUUUACUCAAAAGAGUAGUCUGAAGGUGCACGAGAGAAUCCAUACUGGAGAGAAACCUUUCAGUUGCUCUGACUGUGGGAAAAGAUUCACGGAAAAGGCCAAGAUGAAAAUCCAUAAGAGAAUUCAUACAGGAGAGAAACCAUAUAGUUGCUCUGAUUGUGGAAAAAGUUUUACGCAAAAUAGCAGUUUGCAGAUUCACAAGAAACGACACACGGGAGAUAAACUCUUUAACUGCCCUGUCUGUGGUAAAAUGUUUACUGUAAAGGGUAAGUUAAAGAUACACAUGCGAAUUCAUACUGGGGACAAGCCAUUUAGCUGCUUAGAGUGUGGCAAAAGUUUUGCUGAAAAUGCCAAACUAAAGCUGCACAGGAGAACUCAUACUGGAGAGAAACCCUAUGGUUGCUCUGAGUGUAACAAAAGAUUCAAUCAGAAAGGGGAUCUUAGGAAACACCUUCAGAUUCACACGGGAGAGAAACCAAUUUCCUGCUCAGUUUGUGGAAAAGGAUUUAUAAAACAUGGCGAUCUGAGAAAACAUGAAAGGAUUCACACAGGAGAGAAACCCUUCAGUUGCUCCGAGUGUGGGAAAAGGCUCUCACAAAAAAGCAGCUUGAAGAUACAUCAAAGACGUCACACAGGAGAGAAACCUUAUAGUUGCUCUGAGUGUGGUAAAGCUUUUAUUGUGAAGAGCAAGCUGAAGGAACAUGAAAGGAUUCACACCGGGGAGAAACCCUUCAGUUGUUCUGAAUGUGGAAAAUGGUUUAGACGAAAAGAUGAAAUGUUGAUUCACCUGAGAACACAUACUGGAGAGAAACCAUUCAGUUGCUCUGUCUGUGGCAUUUGCUUUGCUGAGAAGAGUGGUCUGAAGGUACAUGAGAUGAAUCACAGAGGAGAGAAACCAUUCAGUUGCUCUCAAUGUGGUAAAGGAUUUACUCUAAAGUCCAGUUUGCGCAGACAUGAAAAAAUUCAUUCAGGUGUAAAACAAAUUACUUUUAGUGAUGUUGGGGAAACACCUCAUUUGGAGGAUGAAAAAGUGACACAUGAAGGAAGUCAGUCAUGUUGUUAACUUUAAAAUGUAGGAAGAAAGGUUUGGUCCUGGGUAUCAAACAGCUUUUGACUAAAACAAAGUUAAUUUAACACUGACACCUUUAGGAAGUUCUAGAGUGACUUUACUGUUAAAUGCCUGAGAACUUUAUUGAUGUGAAGUAGAUGUUAAUUAUUCUGGUUCUUGUUACUCAGUGAUUACGUCGCAUGUUGUGAUAAACUUUGUUUAUUGUUAUGUCCAGACAGAAUUCAUUGAUUUUCAAUGUUAAGACUUUUUAAAGAAUUUUUCUUGAAGAAAAACGUUUAUCAUUUACUCUUUUUGCAUAAGUAACCAUGUUUGUUUUGUUUAAUAAACUUUAAUAUAAAAUAUUUAAGAAUUUUAUGCUUACUUUAAAUGUCUACUACUAAAUCAUAUUUAAUUUCUGCUUUAUUUUCCAUUUUAUGGAAUGUUUAUU
Cynoglossus semilaevis (tongue sole) is the source of this 3649-nucleotide messenger RNA. RefSeq names its product gastrula zinc finger protein XlCGF26.1-like. Lineage: Eukaryota; Metazoa; Chordata; Actinopteri; Pleuronectiformes; Cynoglossidae. The transcript has 4 exons. The record is from RefSeq and is a predicted model, not a curated record. The coding region runs from base 1594 to 3216 and encodes 540 amino acids.